AGAGUCAAUUUGGAGUGAAAAAUCCAAAACUAGCAACUUUUGUUAUUUUCUAAUUGAUUCUUAUUUUAACACACUAAGAACCAAUUAGAAAAUGACAAGUGGCUUGUUUUGAGUUUUUUUGCUUCAAAUAGGCGCCAUAUAUAUGAGUUUUUGUGUAAUAUGUCAUGCUAAAAUCAAUUUUUGAAUAAAUAUCUAAUAUCAAAAAAAAUAAAAAAUAAAAAAUAAAACUCUCUCUCUCUCUAUACUCUGUGCUCUCCCUCUACCCAUUUCUUCUCCCCCGCCCCGUUCCCCAUGACCACCACCAGCAAGCUCUAACCCCAAAAUCCAUCCCCACGUUACUUCUUCAAUAUUAAAAUUCUGUAAUUACAAUCUAUUAAAAUUCCAAUUAAAUACACUUUUUAUGGUUAGAGAUGGCCUAAAGGGUUUGAUAGUCCGUCCGUAGUGAUGUUAAUUAUGAUUACAUCCAUAAGUAGCUUAUUACAUCUUUAUUCCAUAUCAUAUAUGUUCGAGGAUCCGCAUAGCGUCAAAUAUUGAAGUAUUUAUGUGGUAGGCAAUUUAUUAGUGCUUUUUAUGUGGGAAAUUGAGUAUUUGUUGUAUUUUAAAUAAAGAUUUGUGUUUAGUGAGCACGUAAAGUCAAUUUCCCAAAAAGAUUUCAAAAUAAAAAAAUAAAAAAUUGGUGUUUCUGUUGCCGUCCAUCUCUCUGCUACUCAGUCUCUUUCAUCUCUCCGGCUCCGUGUUUCUCAACCCUGCGACUCCGUCUCUCUUUCAGUCAAAGACUCGAACCCUAACCGCAGAGGCGCACACCAUCAGUCCGGCGUCACACCAUCCUCAGGCUCUCAUCUCUGCGACUCUCUCUGUCUCUCUCUCUCCUCUGGCUCGCUACUUUGGGCUUUCAUUGUGGAGAUCUGGUGCCACAAAGUGCACUGUUCAAAGGGUUUUGUAGAGAAUUUACUCAGAUAGAGAAAGGCAUGGCUGAUUCCAAACCUACAACUAGCAUGAGAUGCCAUCAUUGUGCUGGUCCUCUUUCUAAGGAGAUGGAAACUAGCGGGUGGACCGUUCCACCUCUUAUUAGGGAUAGCUUUUCUAUGAUUGGCUCUGCGGUUGGUGGCACAGCAAGUGCUUUUUAUGGAUUCAACCAUGUGAUGCCUGUUGUUCGGAGAUGGGUAAAAGGACCUAUGUGGUUACAUUUUUUCAUUGGUGCUCCGCCUGUGAUUGUAUUCUCUUCAGCUUGUGCAGGUUUGGCAGGUGGGGCUGUUCCAGCCUUGGCCCAACUUGCUUCUUCCUCGUAUCGUGCAGUGGUCUCAUCGUCCUCGUUGCCUCCAACAUCUGAAGACGAGAAGAUUCACAAGUCCAGAACUUCCUCUACUCUGUAAUGUACAACAGCUUUAUGCAAGCAAGUGCACGUGAGGGAACCAUCAAGGCCACCUGUGUAGUCGUCCAUUUCAUCGAGGUGGUUCAUGAAGUCCCGUCAGCUUCAGGCAGACAGAAGUUUUGGUGAUACAAAGUUAUGAUGCAAGUAAUUGUUGGGUAAAUCUUUAUGCUGUUGAUUGAGUUGUCGAGUUCAUAGUAUGGUAAAUACUUUGCUUUUGACUUAUUUUUCCUACCGCGUUAUUUUUCGUGUACAUGUAAAUUUACUGGAUGUGUUGCAAAGGAAAGUGCGCUAAGAUCCAAUAUCUAAUCAGAC
Prunus persica (peach) is the source of this 1684-nucleotide messenger RNA. RefSeq lists its product as uncharacterized. The record is from RefSeq and is a predicted model, not a curated record. The coding region runs from base 969 to 1373 and encodes 134 amino acids. NCBI's taxonomy places the organism in Eukaryota, Viridiplantae, Streptophyta, Magnoliopsida, Rosales, Rosaceae. The transcript is spliced from 6 exons.